Pieris macdunnoughi is the source of this 435-nucleotide messenger RNA. The record is from the annotation of a GenBank genome assembly. NCBI's taxonomy places the organism in Eukaryota, Metazoa, Arthropoda, Insecta, Lepidoptera, Pieridae.
AUGAAUACGCCUAAGGCAGAUGUAAACCGAGACCAAGUAGAUGUGAUGAUAAUAAACAAACCAGUGAGAGUUAUUCACUGCUGUGAUGGCGUUGAAGAGGAAAUCGAGGAAACAAAGUUAGAUGAAAUUAAUAUCUUUCCAAAUGAAGUAGAAAAUAUUGAGCCUCAAACUCUCUCUUGGGGUCCUUGGAUCUCUUACUACACAUGGAAAUCUGGUACCAAAUUAUUAAAUGUAGUUGACUAUGCUGGAGAAACAUUGGCUGAUUUCUUUGGUAUCACAACUCCAAAGUAUCAAAUUGAGAUAAAUGAAUAUGAGCGCAUUCAAGAGGAAAAUAAGAGAUUAGAAGAGGAGUCUGCUGGUUGGGUCCCAAGAAAUAUUGGUGGUGACAUACCACUGGUUUUGAAUGAACCUGUAAGGGAUAAACAUACAGUUUGA